Athene cunicularia (burrowing owl) is the source of this 7220-nucleotide messenger RNA. It is a transcript of the gene PYGO1, whose product is annotated as pygopus family PHD finger 1. Bases 331 to 1269 code for a protein of 312 amino acids. Lineage: Eukaryota; Metazoa; Chordata; Aves; Strigiformes; Strigidae. The transcript is spliced from 2 exons. The record is from RefSeq and is a predicted model, not a curated record.
AAACCUAAAAUACAGCCUGUAAGAAAACUAAUGCAGUGUUGCACUGAUUGAAAUUUUGUAGGUGGUGACAGUGGAUUGGAUGGGUUAGGAGGACCAGGAGUACAACUUGGAAGCCCUGAUAAGAAAAAGCGCAAAGCAAACACACAGGGAUCGUCAUUUCCUCCUCCAUCUGAAUAUGCUCCACCGCCGAAUCCAAGCUCUGACCACCUUGUAGCUGCAAAUCCAUUUGAUGACAACUAUAACACUGUGUCUUACAAACCACUUCCUUCAGGAAAUCCAUAUUUUAGUAAUCCUGGUUAUCCUGGCUUUGGAGGCUAUAACACUUUCAGAAUGCCACCUCACAUGCUGCCCAGAGUGUCCUCGCCAUAUGGUGGUUCUUACUCCCUCAGAAACCAACCACAUCCCCUUCCUCAGAACCCUGUGGGAAUGGGUUUUAGUCGACCCCACUCUUUCACCUUCGGUCCACAUGAUAACCCAGGUUUUGGGAAUCAGCCACCUUACAGCAGUGGUCAGAUAAAUCAGAAUGUCAAUAUGCCUGGUCAGCAUUUCAGACCAAAUCCCGGUGAGAACUUUGGCCAUUCUGGUCAGAUACCUCACCCCGAUGUGCCGUCUAACUUUGGUCCUGGCAACAAUCCAAAUUUCCCAAAUUCUCAGCUAGAGUCAAACCAUUCUUUUGUUCCUCCACCAAACACUUACACCCAGACAAAAUCAUCAGCACAAAAGCAAGACUUUAGUCAAGGUGCAAGCAAACCGUCUAGUCAGAACACUGCUGCUCAUCAGCAUCAUCACAGGACAGAGGACAUUGUGAGUCAAGGUAACAGUGACCUAAAAAAUGUUACUCGAAACAAUGUGGUAAAUCAGGAUAAUAGCCAUUCUAAUAGUGCUGAUAACACUAAUGCUGGCCAUUCAAAUGGGACUCAGAGUAAGUCCCGCCAGCCUCGAGGUACUGCUGAAGGAUGCAACUCUGAAAAGAGCAGCAAAACACCCCUUCAUCCCAGUCGUCACGGCCACUCGUCCUCUGAACCCGUCUAUCCGUGUGGAAUUUGCACGCACGAAGUUAACGAUGACCAGGAUGCCAUCCUGUGCGAAGCCUCUUGUCAAAAAUGGUUUCAUCGGAUCUGUACAGGCAUGACUGAGUCAGCUUACGGCCUCCUCACAGCGGAAGCGUCGGCAGUGUGGGGCUGCGAUACCUGCAUGGCUGACAAAGAUGUCCAGCUCAUGCGUACCAGAGAGGCUGCGGGACCACCUGCCUUGAACACGGAUGGCUGACACCGUGGAUUGGUCGUAGGGCUUCAAACACUUGCUGUGAAGAUUUGGUUACAAAUUGGGUACUUCACUUUCUGCAGACAAUCGGUUGUGUUUGACUUGCUGUCAUCGUUUUUUUCUCUUUUUGAUUCAUAAACUUCCAUCUCAUAAACUUCUUUUGUACUCUUAGUUUUAUGUGUGCAAAUUUUUUUUACUUUUUUUUGUUUCUGAUUAAACUGACAACUGGUCAGAAGUAGGAUGUGCAUUGACAAUUUUAUUGACUGAAAAAUUGUGCCUGUAUGUAAUUUGCUAGUGUUCAUGUGUUUAACUAACACUAGCAUACAGUGCUUGGUUUUAAUGGUACUAUAUUUGCAAGCACUCGUUACAUUUUAUUUUGGGGGGGUGAAUGUCCAUUACUGAUGUUCUUGCUAUCCUUUCUUUGAAUAUAGUGGGGAUGACAUGGAGGAAUGUGCAGUACUAAUAGUUUUCAUUUUAGGGAAAAUUAGGAGAAUUUCCUGUGUGCUUUUUUCCUUAUUUCGAAUUAAAAUAUUAACACACUAUUCAGAAGUCGAUGACUUCAUGCUUAGUAACAGAAUGAAACCCACUAACUCCUAAACAUUUGUAUUUCCCUGAAAAGGCAAUGAUCUUAUUUUGACUUCUCAGCAAAUACUUGCUGAAGACUCUUUCUAGGUCUUGCAGUAUUUGGAAAUAGUUACAAAAUAUGAUUACAUUGGAAAAAGAACACAUCAAGGUUAUGAAGUCCAGUGCUUUAAAUCUAGAGAAUACCAAAACUAAGGUUGCACGUGUAACCUUAAUCCAUUUAUCUUAAGCACGUACAUUAGGGUACAGUCUGCAUCUGUCACGGUUGUGCAGUCGUGCACCUCUCUCAUCCUUUCUCACUGAUGGUUCUAGGCUCCUGCCUCAGUGCUGCCUGAGAAUUGUGAAUUAACUAGUGCAGGGAAGGUCCUGCCCAUCUUCUAGGGCUUCCAGCUAGAGCCUGCUCGGUCAUCCUGAGCUUACACAGUCCACUUGGCAUGAAGGAGAGUGCAAGGCAAUCGAGAGUGCUCAGCACGGGCUCUGAACUGCAAGAUAGUUUGGCCGGCAAAGUCUUAAAAGUGAAUUCCCACCGCUGCCUCAGCUGGUCUUGCAGAGGGGGUGAAGGAAAAUACGGCUUUCACAUCAGGUGACUUUAGCUCACAUCAGGAGCAGGUAAACAGGAGUUUAGCUGCUUUGCAAAACUUGAUGUUGUGCUGACAAGUAUGAAUGGCAUUAGAGCUUCGUGUGUGAUGCUAAGAAUUCAGGUUCAAUAUGGGUAAUUUGAUCUUAUUCUUGAUCUCAAAAAUGCCCCCCCUCCUUUUUUUUUUUUUUAAUGUGGGGAAAGAUCUAGCCUUGAAGACUUCAGCCUUAGCAGUGUGAUAAAGUUGCGUAUGCAACUGAACGUGAAUGUUUCCUUAGAGAGGAGUGUUGUUUUAACUUAAUAAAAGAUGACACUGUAAUAACAGCCUCUGCUUGUGAUACCACUCUGCUGGAAACUUAGAGUUUUUGUACAGUCAGCAAUUAAAUCAUGUCAGGCAUUACAGGUACUAGUCACAUUCCUUAACGUGAUAAACGGUUCAGGUCUGUAGUGCUGAGUGAUGUAGGAGCCUCUAUAGCAUACAGUCAGCUCUAUAAAGAGGUAGUUUUUAUGGUAAGCUGUGCCAGUGAGUCACAGUAAGGCCUGUUUGCUAGUUCACCACUGUGUUUGAAUUUAAAUGGGCUCUACUGUGGUACUUUCCUGGAAGACACUGUGCAGAUGUACAUAACUGUCCCUGUUUUAUUUUAAAAGUGAAAAGUUGUAUACUUUUACUGGAGAAGUGUAGUAUUGCCCUCCUUUUUUGUCUUGCCUCUCAUCAGGAAAAAGGAAAUUAUGUCUAAAGUGUAAAAGACACAGUUCGUAUCUUGAGGAUUUCCUGUAUGGAGGUGUAAAGAAAGUGUAAGGUAGAUCCAGGGCUUCUGUUUGCAUCACUAUUUGCUUUAUUUAGUACAGAGACUAAACUUAAUCUUGUUUUGUUAGAAGAGUAAUAUUUAAAAACAAAGAACAAAAAUACCACCAAGCCACAACCUCUGUUAGAUUUACUCUUCCGUAGUUUUCUGAAUGGCUGACCAACUGUUAGAACUUGCUUUUGAUGUCUAUAGUAGAAAUUAAACCAAACCUUGUUUAGAUGGAUUUGCUCCUCUGUGUAUCAGUUUAACCUCUGCAAAAAUUUGCGCUGUGAAGGCAGUGGAGCUGGUUCAGACCUACAGCAAUGUAAAUUAAAAAACUUUGCUUGGUGAAAAUUCAUCGAAAGCUCCAAUUAUGGUGUUACCCAAGCGUGCUGUUCACGGUUCCUUUCUCACUCCCACACCUCAUUCCUCUUGUGGGAAGAUGUUUGGGGCAUCUGUUCUCAGAAGUCCAAUUAAUGUUUUAACAUUUUAGAGCAGACAUUAUAUUUAAAAUAGCCAUCUCUUCCUCAACCCUACAUGAGGUGUUUUCUGUAUUAGCUAGCAAGACGUUAGAGUUUAAAUAUAGUGUUCUUACAGACUUAAAAAUCAACUGGAGUAUCAUUUUGUAAGGCCUUAAAUUGUGUAUUUGUGAAACUUAUUCUAACAAUCUAUUUUGGUUUUUGUAAACUGGUACUAUGUUGGGUUUGUAACCCAGGAAAUUUUCUGCGUUUGUUAACCGACAAAUACAAGACAUUAGCAAAUGCCAAUUGUAUAAAAUAAAAAUAAAUUAACCACAAACCCAACCUUGUUAUCACACUGAUUGUAGAGAUACAACUGAUUAGGAUCUCCAAAAGUCAUCCAGUCAAUAUGCUUGCCCUACUGAUAUGCUCUUGGCAUACCUGGACUCUGUCUGGAGAGGGUUUGUUUUUCUCUGCAUGUGUUGACUAGUAGUAGUUCAAGUAUGCACAGGAAAAACAACAAUCAUGUUUUGUUAGUAAGGUAUUAGGAAAAUGUCAGCUGCUUAGAAUUAGAAAUUAGUUAUAGGAGGGUGGGGGGGAGGGAGGGCUGGUUAGAAUAGGCGAGGAUUUUUGUAAUACUCUACAUGAAACAAUUUGUAUUGAACUAUCAUGUGCUUCUUUCAUUACUAGUGAUUUAGACUGUACUGGUGCUGCACACCAAAAAUAUCGCAAAGAUUUUGUAAAUCUUACAAACCUUAACAUUUUUGUGGGGAAACGCCUGUGUCCUUUUUAAACAGCUCCUUGUCAUGGUCAGAAAUGCAGCCUAUAUUGCCCAAAAUAUAUAUUUUUUUCCAUUCCCCCCCGCCCCUGCUGAAAUAAAUAGGUACUGGGUUGAACUCUUCUUAAUACUUAGGGGGGGUUUGCUAGAGACCAGUUUUAAAUGAGAAAUUGUGUCAUUUGCUCUUUAAAACACUUGUUCUAUUGGUGGUAGGGUAAGUGACACUGUUGCAUAUAUAGGCUAGAGGGUAGAUAACAAAAGUCCUGUUUCUGGCUUUUUUUGCUCACCCCUUCUAAAACUUGAGACAGGCAGGUUAACUGUUUGUGCCUCAGUUUCUUUUAGAAGAUAGAACUAAUGCUUACUUCCCCAGGGUGUUCAGAGGCCUAGUUAUUAUUUGAGAUCUUCAGAUGAAAGACUAGAGGAGAGUAAUAAUGAUUGCUCUAUUUGAAACAAGAAUAUAAUUUUGGGGGCUGCUCAAAGAAGAACAGACUUUGUGACCUCUGAGGUUUUUGGUCUAAGAAGCAGUUUUGUAAUCACCCUUUUCAGGCUUGACUUCAAGCAUGUGAGAAUUCACGAGUCAGUGGAACUGCAUGCACACAGCCAAGAACGUUUCAAAGUGUUUGCAGUUCAGGCCGAUGAUACUUGCAAGCAAAAUGCUUUUUAUGGUUUGAGAUUUUUACAAAAUCAAUGGUGUACAAAUGUAGCACCUUUUUAACCUUUGUCUUUAUUCCAACUUCAUACGAUAACGCAUCUGCAUUCAAUAGAUCCCUUUCAUUUUAUAAAUAAACAUUGCCUGGCGGUAAAAGUAUUUGGUGUAAUGUUUUUAAAAAAGGACUCAUGCUUCUUAUCAUGUUGUAUGUGACUUAAAUGACUGUUUCAUAUUAAAACUAAUCUUUCCUUAUGUACUGCUUAAAUAUACCUGUUUUGGGAUAUCAGUUCAGUACUUUUUAUACAAUCUUGAAUGUGUUCCACAUUGGUGACAUGUAUUUUUGCAGCAACUUUUUUUGUUUCGAUUUUAAAUUAGAGCAUGUCUGAAGUAAUACAUGCAUUAGUGCUGUGGUGUGUGGCAAAGUUAAUGUACGUAAUUCAAAUUGGAAAAAGGUUUCCAGACUUUGUCCAACGUUAACCCUGUGGCCAGGGAUUAAAUUACUAUGUAAUACAAAUUAUUUCAUAUCACGAUGUGUUUUAAGCUACUCUAUGAAGUAUGUGAAACAUGAUUGUUUAUGGAUCGGUAGCUUGCGUGGUAUCUUGCAUAGAAUGAGGUAUGAUAGAUGGUAGCAAUCCAUGGUAAUUAAAACUGACUACCUUUCAGAACACGCAGCACUUCUGUGCAUUGUCAUCUCGUUGCCAUAACUGUUAGUAUGAAUUUCUUAAUAUUAUCCACUGACAAAUGGGUGAACAUUUGGUAAUAAGCUCACGGGUGUGAAAAUUCUAUUCUAACGCUCUACUUGGUUUACAAAACGUGUAAUUUUUUAAUCUAUUGGAUGUGAUUAGAUAUAUGCAGGAGGAUGUAGAACUGGAUGUAUUUUAAAGUUAUUCUGCGAUUACUAAGUUUUUUCUGAAGCUUUCUAUAUUAGAAUAGACUGUUCCUUAAAAUUGGAAAAUUAAGUGUACUUAGCAGAACUCUUAAGGCAAUAUAACUCUCCUACACUACAUCGUGAGUUAUGCACAUUCACUUCUUUGUAUAGAACUCUGAUUUCUUGUUGGCUUAUGCUUUAUAUGGAAAUAAAGGGUCCCUUUAGCGCCCUAGUGUUGUGUCAUCAGUUCUGAGGUAAUUAAUUCUGAAUGAUGUUCAGCCCCUUAGAGGUGCUGCCUGUAGCUUAAAGUAUUCAAUGUCACCCUUGGUUUCCUGGUUCAGAAAUGGCUUAUCCCAAACAUCACAGGGGAUACCUAUUUUUGUAAUGUUUGCCAUGUGUGAUUAGUUUUCCUUUUCAUGUUCAAACAAACUGUCUGUCUCAAAAUAAUUUCUGAUCCAACCCCACCUUUUUACUCGGAGGUUUGUGCACUGUAAUUCAGCAGUUGCUGUAUUGGAGACAGUUUGGGAUUGGAGUCAUGAGAGGGGGUGUGUCUAUUCGUAGACACUCAUCUCCUCUUCUAAAGGAUGGUCUAAAUUUGAACUUCCAGAUAACUUAAGGAGGGCAAGCUUUUAAUAUGCUACUUUUUUUUUCCUUUCUUGCUAGUUUUUUUCUGAAAUGUGAAAUAAUACAGAGUUGUUGAGGGAUUUUUACUUAAAAGACAGUCUCUCCUCCAAGCUUUUGUAUAUGGCCUUUAGAGCAGACACUGUGUUCUUUAGGGCCUUCUGACUUGGAAUUUUUUUCUCCACAUUCUCUUCCUUUCAGUGUUAAAGGUAAUUUGAAGAAGAUAAGUUACCAAUCUACUGCCAUCCAAACAGUGCAAAAUAUAAAAUGAUUAAGAUUGUUGACAUUUAGGGUUUUUGUUAAAAAUGAUGUGAUAUUUUACCUUUUAGAAGAACAUAUAUCAGAAUCUGAUUCAAGUGUUCUUGGAAAAUGUAUAUGGUAGAUUUUGUCCAGCACUGUAUGUAACUUUGUUGCUUUCUGUUGUCUGGUUUCAAUUUCUUUUAAAAUAAAGAUAAUUUUUGCGGGGAAGUUGCCUGUUGAUUUUAUGAAGAUGAUGUAAUGCCUAGAUAAACUCUUCUCAUGUUUUGCCUGUGAGUAAGCAUUUGGAUUAGGCAUAAUCCAGCAAGAAACAGUAUGAGGUGGUACUGAUCAGAAAAGACAGCUCCUGCCUCUCUUGGAGAGGUCUGCUGUUCCGUAGAG